Rodentolepis nana is the source of this 1644-nucleotide messenger RNA. The record is from the annotation of a GenBank genome assembly. Lineage: Eukaryota; Metazoa; Platyhelminthes; Cestoda; Cyclophyllidea; Hymenolepididae.
AUGGGCGAUAAUACAAAUCCAUACACACGGUCUAAAUACUACAGUGAUGAGGAAUCUGACGGUGGAUAUAAUCCUUCAGCUGUUGGUACUAAUGGUGCAAUAGAAAAUAAUGAAUACGAUGUAGUACCUCGACUUUCUCCAAAUACGCCUGUGUACCACCCAACUAAGUCAAUUCUAAGUCAUCCCGAUGAUGAUUCUGAGUCUUUGAGUAGUGUCGAACAGGAUACUCUUCGCAAUAAAAGUGAAUCUUCUCAUAAUAUAAGAUAUGAGCUCGAUGACGAGAUUAAUGAGUUUGGUCCCCCGUCUAAAGUGCGAAAAGUGAUGCCUAGUGACGUGGCUAAAGGUGAAGUCGCUGAUAAAAGUGGUGAUGCUGAUGAUAAGUUGGGUAUGUUCGACGACAGUUCGGAUGACGGCGAGAAGGCUGAUGGGGACAAAACUGGUGCAGAUUUUGAAGGUUUCGAUGGCGACGAACCAGGAGCGAAAGAUAUGAUAGCCGAUAUUUUUGGGGAGAGUGAUGCCGAAGGUGAUGGAGAUUUCGAAGGUUUUGCAGAAAAUGAGGUCGAGAAAGAGGUGGUUGCCACCUUACUAAAUGACGAUGUAGACCUUGCUGGGCAGCUAUCCAAUAAACGUGAUAAUGACGGUGAGAACAAUGACAAUGAAUCUGGUAGUCAUAGCGAAGGUGGAACUUCCUUGGUUGCUAUUUUCGAUGAAAUUGUGGAGAAGAUGCGAAGGGAAAGAAGGCGUCGCAGGCGAAAAAAUGUAGAUUUUCUCAACGACUUGGAUGAUGUUGUUCGUGAUAUCGUCAAUCGUAUGCGGGAUGCAGCUGAGGAGGAUCGAAGACUUUUGGCCAGUAAUAAACCUGCAAUUAAGAAGGUUGGUAUGCUCAAGGAUGUUGAACAAUUGCUCCUUAGAGCUGAUGCCGGUCAAGCUCUUAUUGAUAAUGGAAUGCUCACUGCCAUUGCUGAGUGGCUUUCUCCUGUCUCGGGUAGAAUCCUCCCCUCAUUGUCUAUUAGAGAUUGUCUCCUUAAACACCUCAAGGAAUUUCAUAUCGAAGAGACUGAUUUACUAAAGGAAUCAGGUAUUGGAAAGGCCGUCAUGUUCAUCUAUAAGCAUCCCUUGGAAACUCCUGCCAAUAAAAAACUCGCAUAUUCCCUCAUAACUGCCUGGUCGAGGCCGAUAUUUAAGCUUCCAUUGGACUACAGUAGUCUUUCUAGGGAAGAGCGUAAAGAAAUGGAUCUUCGAAAUCUCAAUAGACACCGAGUUACUGACGAUAAAAAAUCGAAGGAAGAAGAUGAAGAGUCAAGCCGUCCUCUCAAACCAGGAGAUGAAGGCUUCAUAGCCCGAGCUCGAGUUCCCCAGCCCUCCAAUAAGGAUUAUGUUAUCCGUCCCAAGUGGAAAGUGCCAGCCGAAUCGACGAGAUCCGACAGCGACGAUGGAGAAACGGAUGAACAAAAUGCGAAUAGGCCUUCCACUUCAACUCAGCGUCGACGUCGGGUCCAACCGUCUGUUUCCUCUGGUGUUUCUUCCACUAAACGCCUUGAGAAACACAUUAAGAACAUCAGUAGAGCUGCUGAAAUGAAUAGAAAACGACGAUAUGUUGGCGCGGUUAGGAUGUCCGUUGAAGGCAGAAAUAUGCCCUUGUAA